This is a messenger RNA of Misgurnus anguillicaudatus (oriental weatherfish), 676 nucleotides long. Its product is annotated as gamma-crystallin M2-like. Gene Ontology annotation, molecular function: structural constituent of eye lens. Lineage: Eukaryota; Metazoa; Chordata; Actinopteri; Cypriniformes; Cobitidae. Gene Ontology annotation, biological process: lens development in camera-type eye; visual perception. The record is from RefSeq and is a predicted model, not a curated record.
UUGAUUUUUAACGGUUUCACACAAAUUAUUUUAAUUUGGUAUAUUUCACUUUAGGUCCCUUUAAUUAACUUUAAUUUAUUUUCAGGUCAUCUUCUAUGAGGACAGGAACUUUCAGGGUCGCUCUUAUGAGUGUAUGAGCGACUGUUCUGACAUGUCCUCCUAUCUGAGCCGCUGUCACUCAUGUAGAGUAGAGAGCGGAUGCUUCAUGAUGUACGAUCAUCCAAACUACAUGGGAAACCAGUAUUUCUUUAAGAGAGGCGAGUACGCCGAUUACAUGUCCAUGUUUGGAAUGAGCAACUGGAUCAGAUCCUGCCGUAUGAUCCCCAUGCACAGAGGAUCCUACAGAAUGAGGAUCUAUGAGAGGGAGAACUUCAUGGGUCAGAUGUAUGAGAUGAUGGAUGAUUGUGACAACGUCAUGGACCGCUACCGCAUGUCUCAGUGUCAAUCCUGUCAUGUGAUGGACGGUCACUGGCUCAUGUAUGAGCAGCCUCACUACAGAGGCAGGAUGUGGUACGUCAGGCCUGGAGAGUACAGGAACUUCAGCAAUAUGGGUGGCAUGAGAUUCAUGAGCAUGAGACGUAUCAUGGAUUCCUGGUAUUAGUCUUCUAAAGUUUCAAUAAAAUAAUUCCUGUACACCAAUCAUUGUGUUUUGAAAAUCAUUCUUGCCACAAAUAUU